Molecule: messenger RNA, 849 nt
Organism: Antrostomus carolinensis (chuck-will's-widow)
Lineage: Eukaryota; Metazoa; Chordata; Aves; Caprimulgiformes; Caprimulgidae
Gene: DHRS9
Product: dehydrogenase/reductase 9
Exons: 4
Coding region: 1-849 (282 amino acids)
Biological process (GO): steroid metabolic process
Cellular component (GO): intracellular membrane-bounded organelle
Molecular function (GO): oxidoreductase activity
Source: RefSeq, a predicted model, not a curated record
AUGCUUUUCUACAUAUUCCUCUUUCUUGGCGUCAUCUCUCUGUGGUGGCACUGGAGGGCGAGAGACAGGAUGAAGGUUACAAAUCUCACUGGAAAAUAUAUAUUCAUCACUGGAUGUGACACAGGAUUUGGAAAUAUGGCAGCAAAGAUUUUUGAUAAAAAGGGAUUCCGUGUUUUUGCCAGUUGUCUGACUGAAACAGGAGCCAAAGAGCUAAAAGCUGUGACCUCGAAGCAGCUUCAGACAGUGCUGCUAGAUGUGAGAGAUUCAGACAGUGUUAAGAAAGUGGCUGCAUGGGUCAGAGAUGAAGUUCAGUCAGAAGGUCUCUGGGGACUUGUCAAUAAUGCUGGGAUUAUGGGGCCAUCUGCUCCUACAGACUGGUUGGAUAUUGAGCACUUCAGAGAACCAAUUGAAGUUAAUUUAAUUGGACUCAUAAAUGUUACAAUAAAUAUGCUUCCCUUGAUAAAAAAAGCAAAAGGAAGGAUAGUAAAUGUAUCCAGCGUUGGAGGUCGCCUGGCAUUCUGUGGUGGAGGCUAUUUUCCUUCCAAGUUUGGGGUAGAAGGAUUUAACGACAGCUUAAGGAGAGAUAUGAAAGCUUUUGGAGUUAAGGUUUGUUGCAUUCAACCUGGACUGUUCAAAACAGCAUUAUCCAAUCCAGCAAAGAUUCUGAAAGAGAAGGAGGUUAUUUGGAAUAAGCUUCCCCUUGAUAUUAAAACGCAAUAUGGAGAGGAGUAUUUUCAGAAAGAUAUAAAAGCUCAAAGAUCAUCAGUGAAAAGACUGUGUGACUCUGAUAUUUCUAAGGUCAUAAAAUGCAGGGAGCAUGCCCUGAUAGCAAAGUACCCCAGGACAUGA